AUGGCAGCGUGCUCCUUUGAUCAUACUUUUCUUUAUGUGGCUGCUGGAUGGGAGGGAUCAGCAUCUGAUAUGUCAGUGCUCCGUGCAACACUGGAAGAUGGUAAAUUUAAUGUUCCCGAAGGUCACUUUUACUUAGUUGACUCAGGAUAUGCUAAUACUUCAAAAUUUAUCGCCCCAUAUCGUGGAUCACGCUAUCAUCUUGGAGAUUUUGCAAACAGGACAACCAGAGCCUAUCGAGAUACUAAAGACAAAUAUAAUCAUAGGCAUGCACAACUACGUAAUGCAGUGGAAAAAGCAUGGGGAAUUUUAAAGCAAAUAUUCAAAAUUUUGAAAGUUGCUGCUCCAUUUCCUUAUAAAACUCAAGUCAAAAUCGUUGUAGCUUGUUGUGUUCUUCAUAAUUUUAUUGCAAGGCAUCAGGGAAAUGAUAAAUACUUUAAUAUGCUCAAUGGAUUAGAGAUGAAUGAGGAUGAAGAUGAGGUGGAGGAGGAAGAAGACCCCCAAUACAUGGUUGGUGCAGAUGAAAGUUUAAGGGGUGAGCAGCUUCGCAACAGGAUUGCUUUACAGCUUUGGAAUAAUUGAAAUAUGUAGUUGUCGAAUAUUGAAGUAUAAGGAGGUUGAAUUAUGUCUUUUACUAUCUUUAUAUGAGGAAAACUUAUAAUUUUA
Messenger RNA from Asparagus officinalis (garden asparagus), 663 nucleotides. RefSeq names its product protein ALP1-like. Bases 1 to 579 code for a protein of 192 amino acids. Lineage: Eukaryota; Viridiplantae; Streptophyta; Magnoliopsida; Asparagales; Asparagaceae. The record is from RefSeq and is a predicted model, not a curated record. The transcript is spliced from 2 exons.